Symbiodinium natans is the source of this 1809-nucleotide messenger RNA. The record is from the annotation of a GenBank genome assembly. Lineage: Eukaryota; Dinophyceae; Suessiales; Symbiodiniaceae.
AUGGCCUGCUGCUCGGGCCAGACCUCGACUCCUUUAGAGAAGUUUUCCAGAUCCUUGCCCGAUGACCCAGACGUUUCUCCCAUGCUCUGCCCUAUGUACACCGUCACCGUGGACGUGCUUCUGAAGAUGACCAGUGCCGAGCCGCACGAGGACUUGAAGGCGCGCGGUGACCUCGUCGUUUUCAGUGACGAGAUGGGGCGAGCGGUUUUUGUUUCACACCAGUGGCUAUCCAAGAACCAUCCAGAUCCUGACUUCAAGCAGACACGCAUUCUCCAGGAUGCCGUGAGGAGGCUCAUGAUCGGACGGGGAUCUGUUUCACUGGACCCCAUAACGGAAGGCGUGGUGAGGUCCGCCAAGCCCAUUCCCAUGCAAGCCUUUGUGACUGAAAAGUUGUUUUUCUGGUACGACUACUUCUCGUGCCCCCAACGGGAGAGCGAGACGUUGCAGGCCAACGCCAUCAACAGCAUUCCCGCAUACAUUGCCAGGUGCUCUUUCUUCUUUGCGCUCUGCCCUGUCGUCGAUUGCCCCUUCGAGGCAAAGGUUCUUACACCGGUCACGUGGAGCAGCAGAGGGUGGUGCCGCCUAGAAAGGGCCGCGCGCGAGCUCUCUCGAGACAGCUCCUGGAUUCUCAUCCAGAACGCAACUUCUGUUGAAGUUGUGGGCACAGCGCUGUCCUUUCCAAGCCUCUCGGUUGGUGAAGGCGACUUUGCCAUUGAUGCAGAUCGUCAGAAGCUGGCUAAAGUGAUGCGGAGAAUUCUCGUGCAGAAGCUCUAUCAUUGCCUUCGAGUGGGGGACCUGCCCGGAUUCCGACGCCACUUCAAUCUCCAGACAGUUCACCUGCGGGGGCUGGAGAUUGAACCGGUAGAAGGAUUUCUUCCCAGCUGCGAUGACUCUCCCAGCGAUCCAGUUGACGAGUUCCUGCACCAGAACGGCUUGAGGAAGAUUAACAAGGCAGACAGCGCAGGGUGGCGACCGCUGCACUAUGCAGCAUUGGCGGGGAACGUCGAGGUGUUGAGAGGGCUCCUGGAGAAGCGCGCAGAUGUGAACGGACGCACUGCGAAGGACGAACCGCAACUGGGCUUUCCACUUUGGAUGUCGGCCCUGGAUCUCACCGCUUUCUUCAAGCACCACAAGGCCAUGCAGUUUCUUCUGAGUGCCAGGGCCAACCUCCAUGGUGGACUUCUCCCCACCCUACAACAUGCCGCCAUUGCCAACAACGCAGAGGGUGUCCGGCUGUUGUGUGCAGCCGGUGGCAAACCGCUGACAGAGAACCCUUUGGGAUCUAGCUCCCUGCAUGCCGCGGCGACGUUUGGGGGCACAGCGGCUUUGCAUGAGCUGGUGGUGCAUGGCCGCCCGGUUGCGACGGAUCUGUCGCUCGCACUCUUCCAAGCUACCAACUUUCGAGGCGGUGCGGCAACGGUCCAGCGGCUGAUUGACCUCCGUGCUGACGUCGACUUCCAGAUGGACAUGGGCUGCUUGCCGCGACUGGGCCGGCUGCUUUUUGCCACGAAGUCCUUGCAGCACAAGCUCGGCUGGAGCACGGUUUUGGCGACAGGUGCAUAUCACAUGCACGGCAGCACGCCACUGAUGCAGGCGAUCCGGUCGGCGCAAUACGAAGCCGCGGCCACCCUGAUUGCGGCGGGUGCAAGACUGGACCUCCGCAAUUCCCGGAACUGGACCGCGCGGGACUUUGCCAGCGGCCAGUGGAUCCCCGAUUUUCUGAAGUCGGGCCUCGAGGGUAAUCCAGUUGAGUGUAAGAGGGUGUCCGGACUUGCAUUAGAGGAUGGCUACGUCCAUCUUGAAUUUUGA